This is a messenger RNA of Microdochium trichocladiopsis, 1023 nucleotides long. Its product is annotated as Alpha/Beta hydrolase protein. The annotation marks the transcript as partial. The transcript is spliced from 3 exons. The record is from RefSeq and is a predicted model, not a curated record. Gene Ontology annotation, molecular function: hydrolase activity. NCBI's taxonomy places the organism in Eukaryota, Fungi, Ascomycota, Sordariomycetes, Xylariales, Microdochiaceae.
CUGGACGGCAAGUUCACAUACGAGACAUACGAGGCACCAGCAAGAGACAGCUUCGGCAUUCCGGUCCGCUACUAUCGACCAAUAACCAGAAACACCCACGCUGAGAACCAGACCACCUCAACACCACAGCCGCCGGCCGCGACGUUCGACAUAGCGACCAGUGUGGCCAAGUUCACACGCCCACCCGCAUUUGUACACAUUCACGGCGGUGGAUACCUCAACGGCUCGCUCGACACUGAGAUCUCCGUCUGUGCUGCCAUAGCUGUUGCCCUGCAGAUGGUCGUCAUCCACCCGCUCUAUCGCCACACCGACUCGGUCAAGUUCCCCGUGCCGCAUCAUGAUGUCCAGGACGCCCUGGAUUGGAUCUUCGCCAAAGCAGAAUCCCCGUCUGAUGCGAACAGCCCCUUCUGCUUUGACCCGGCGAGAGUAGUGAUUGGCGGACAGUCAGCGGGGAGCGGGAUCGCAGCAGCCAUGGUCCAGGUUGAUGCCGAACGUGGACACGCUCGCCGGCGCUUUUGUGGCCAAGUGCUGACGAUCCCAUGGUUAUUCCAGUCCAACGUGUGGCCGUAUGAUCGCUUCGAACGGGCUGGUGUUGACAAGAGCAAGACCUCGCCUUUUCAAUGUGCUCAUGCAACAGGUUUGUCGCGGGAGAAGCUGUGCUGGUACGAGAGUCUGCUCAGCCAUCAUGAAGAGGGUUCAGAGGAAUGCCCGUUGCUCAAUCCAGGUGUCAAGCAAGGGUCCCAGCUCCGCAACAUACCACGCAGCGCCUUCAUCAUUGCGGGUGCUGAUCCGCUGCGCGACCAGGGACUUCUGUAUGCCAAGAGCUUGAUCGAAGAAGAAGUGCCGACCAAAGUAUUCAUAUUCCCUGGCGUCCCGCAUACCUUCAGAAGCUGUGUGGGACUGCCCUCAGCGGAACUCUUCAUGCCGAAGCUUUUGGACUGUAUAGCGUGGGCAAUGGAUGACAGUGAAGUAGAUGGCAGCAAGAAGAGCACUUGGGAUGUAGUUCAGAUAUCCAGGCAAUAA